AUGUCCAGCAUGUUUUUUGCUGACUGCUUUUCCUUCGGCAAUGAUGAGCAGACCCGGGCCUAUCGAGGAUGUACAGAAGAAGGCAUGGCCAUCUAUGGAGAGGGAUGCGAUACCGGCGCGUCCUUGAAUGGGACUGUGGAAGAAUGUGGGUGCAAGUUUACUGUACUGGGCACUGGAUGCCACAAAGCCAACGAUUUCCCCGAUGAUCCCAGGCAGUUCUUUGUCUAUUUGGAUGACAUUGAGUGUGAAGACGAUAUGAUGGAUGAAGAUGUUGCUUUACCCAUGGCUGAGGGUGCCAGCGAUGUCAUUGGUGACCAAACUGACCCUGGAUCCUUCUGGGCUAUCUACCCCGAUGGCGGUGCUGCUGCUGAGUGUGUCAUGAAUCCUGGCACCAAAGUCGAUGACUCCUGCUGUGCUGCCGUGACACCACAACCUGUCAUGUCCAGCAUGUUUUUUGACGACUGCUUUUCCUUCGGCAAUGAUGAGCAGACCCGGGCCUAUCGAGGAUGUACAGAAGAAGGCAUGGCCAUCUAUGGAGAGGGCUGCGAUACUGGCGCGUCCUUGAAUGGGACUGUGGAAGAAUGUGGGUGCAAGUUUACUGUACUGGGCACUGGAUGCCACAAAGCCAACGAUUUCCCCGAUGAUCCCAGGCAGUUCUUUGUCUACUUGGAUAAUAUUGAGUGCAAAGACGAUAUGAUGGAUGAAGACCAUGAACAUGACCGUGACGACCACAAUGAGACAUCUUUGGAUGAAAAUACUCAAUCAGAAGAUGUCAGUAUGGGCUUUGACAUCAGCAGGAAAUUGGUGGCAGCUCUUGUUGGAUCUGUCAUUCUUGCCGUCUCCUGCUAA
Molecule: messenger RNA, 849 nt
Organism: Seminavis robusta
Lineage: Eukaryota; Bacillariophyta; Bacillariophyceae; Naviculales; Naviculaceae
Source: the annotation of a GenBank genome assembly